AUGCCCGGAACUAUCGCUGUGAUCCAAGACGUAGAUGAAGAUAAAAACUACGAAUCAAUUUCCUUGCUAUGGCUCGACGCAAAUGUAAAUACGAGCAACAACAAUCUUAUCACACAGAAGAAGCUGCGAGCUGCGGUUAAUUUUCUUCGAACGUUCAACAACCCGAAUGAUUGUGCAGAGUGGAUGCAGAGACGUCAAGUUACUGCUGCCGACGACAAAAUUAUACUAAUCGUGUCAGGCGAAUUAGGCAGAGACUUCGUUCCCGAAAUUCAUGAAUUACCACAGUUGAUAGCUGUAUUUGUCUACUGCAUGGACAAGGUGGUGAAUGAACAAUGGGCUAAAAAUCAUUCAAAAGUGCUAGCUGUUUUAACGGAUUCAAAUGAACUCGUGUCAGUCGUAAAAUCAAAUCAGGAAAAAUUUCAGAAAUUAGAAGAGCUAUCAUCUCUACCACUAUCGGUUUACGAUUCGUCUGCAGCUUCUUCUUCAAAAACGGAAAAUUCAUCUUCCGGUUUGAAUGGUGACUUCCUGUGGUUUCAGUUCUUUAUCGAAGUGUUGCUUCGAAUGGAUAAAAUGGAAGAAGAUCGUCAGGAACUUGUGCAGUUAUGUCAAAAAACGCAAGCUGGAAACGCAACUCAGUUGCAAAUUGUUAAGGAAUUCGAAGAAAUGUAUCAUCCCGGUAAUGCAGCAUGGUGGUACACGCGCCAAUCUUGUAUCUAUCGUAUGCUAAAUAAAGCUUUAAGGUGUCAAGAUUUAGAUACACUACUUGCCUUCCGAUCGUUUAUCACUGACUUGUUCAGACAACUGAACGAUCUGCAAAAUAACGCCGACUUAUCAUCUUUACAGCAGCUUUAUCGAGGUCAGCUUAUGUCAAAACAAGAACUAGAUCGAAUGAAAUCGUCUGUGGGAAAAUACAUUUCUAUGAACAGUUUUUUGUCAACGACUCUCGACAGGCAGGUGGCAGUUCGGUUCCUUAGACAGCCAAAGGAUGGACUGGGACCGGUGCUUUUUGAAAUUGAAAUUGAUCCGUUGUUACAGGAUGCUAAACCUUUCGCAGAUAUCGCACCCGUCAGUUAUUUUAAAAACGAGAAAGAAAUUCUUUUCAUGCUUGGAUCGAUCUUUAAAAUUCUAUCUAUUACAGAGUCAGACGGAAUAUCGAUUAUAAAACUGAGUUUAUGUGGACAAAAUGAACAUGAACUAAAAGAGCUGUGGGCUCGUUUCACGCAAGAAAUAAAUUUACCGGCAUUACCGUCAAUAACUCUUAUGCAUGUUGGCAAUGUAUUGAGGGAAAUGGGUGAAUAUGACAAAGCGGCAAAAUGUUAUAAACGUCAGUUAGAUCGAUUAGCUGAUAAAAACACUCCAGAGGCUGCAGAGUGUUACCGUGGUCUUGGUAGAGGCGCUCAGCACAGAGGUGACUACGAUCUAGCAAUUAGCUAUCAUGAAAAGGCAUUAGAAAUUAACUCGAAUAUGUCAAGCAAUGAUGACCGUGUAGCUACUGCUUAUGGUAAUCUUGCGCUUGCGUAUGGAGAGAAGAAAGACUAUAAAAAGGCAUUAGAAUACCAUCAGAAAUGUUUAGAAAUAGAAGAAAAAGUCUAUGGCGCGCAGAGUGAGGAAAUUGCUCUUACCUAUAACAACAUGGGCGCAGAUUAUCAGGAUCAAGGCGAGUAUGACAAUGCUUUGGUGUCUUACAAGCACGCAUUAGAAAUCUACAUCAAGUGCUUGCCUGCCGACCACUACUCGAUUGGUUUGGCUUGUAUGAAUAUUGGUGACACUUAUUACGGCAUAAAACAGUAUUCAACAGCUUUAGAAUAUCUGGAAAGAGGUUUACAAAUCUUCAACAAAUCUCUUCCCGAAGUUCACGAAUGGAAAGCGUCAAUCUAUAACUAUUUUGGCCGAGUAUACGAAGAUACAAGCAAAUUAGAUCUGGCGCUAGAAUACUAUAUCAAAGCUGAGGGAAUUUAUACUCAUCUUAAAAUGACUGACGCUCAUCAAACUUGCUUUGAGAAUCGACAGCACUUGGCUGACGUCAAAGCAAAGCUAGAAUGA
Messenger RNA from Didymodactylos carnosus, 2043 nucleotides. Lineage: Eukaryota; Metazoa; Rotifera; Eurotatoria; Philodinida; Philodinidae. The record is from the annotation of a GenBank genome assembly.